GAAAAAUCUAACUGGAUAUCAAUAAGUUGUUUUUUCAUAGGAAGGGGUGGGUCACCAGAUUAACACCUGCUUGUACCAAAAAACAACAAAGGAGGGUAAAUGCGUCAUUGUAACCUCAAAUCUCCCGUCUUUACGCUGGCCGGUGGCGAUGAAAACGAAGAUGGUGCCGGUGAGCUGUUAAAAAGGGUCUCAAAUAAAUCGCCGAGCAAAGCAAGCACCGUCUCUCACUGGUUCUCUCCUCUCAUCACAUUCACAUCGCUUCCUCUCCUUUCCAGACGAAGCAAUGGCUGCGAUUUUUCAAGGGAUCGGCGCGGCGGCGGCGGCGGCGGCUCUGCCUCCUGCCGAGAAAUUCCACUCACAAUCUCCUAGAUUCGUCUCAGCGAGGAAAGGAAGUUUGUUUGUGGUAAGAUCUGAUGGGAGGCCGUCGCUUGGUUCUUCCCCGCGGAGCCGCGGUGCUCAACGCUUGAUUACUAAUGCAGUUGCAGCGAAGGCGGAUGCUUCUGUGACCUCAACUGCAUCUAAACCUGGGCAUGAGCUUCUACUAUUUGAAGCCCUUCGAGAAGGCCUGGAAGAAGAAAUGGAUAGAGAUCCCCGAGUAUGCGUAAUGGGUGAAGACGUGGGCCACUAUGGAGGCUCCUACAAGGUGACAAAGGGCCUGGCUACAAAGUAUGGGGAUCUCAGGGUUCUUGACACACCCAUUGCUGAAAACUCCUUCACUGGCAUGGGCAUUGGAGCUGCCAUGACUGGGUUAAGGCCGAUUAUCGAGGGGAUGAACAUGGGAUUUCUCCUUUUAGCUUUCAACCAGAUCUCCAACAACUGUGGCAUGCUCCACUAUACAUCUGGUGGCCAGUUCAAAAUACCAGUGGUUAUCAGAGGACCUGGUGGAGUUGGUCGGCAGCUUGGGGCUGAACACUCACAACGCCUUGAAUCAUAUUUCCAAUCAAUACCUGGAAUCCAAAUGGUGGCAUGCUCAACCCCUUACAAUGCCAAGGGCUUGAUGAAAGCUGCAAUCCGGAGUGAAAACCCGGUGAUCCUUUUUGAGCAUGUUUUGCUUUACAAUCUCAAGGAGAGGAUUCCAGAUGAAGAGUAUGUGUUAUCACUCGAGGAAGCAGAGAUGGUAAGACCUGGGGAACAUGUCACCAUUUUAACCUAUUCUAGGAUGAGGUAUCAUGUGAUGCAGGCUGCCAAAACAUUGGUGAACAAGGGGUAUGACCCUGAGGUUAUUGAUAUCAGGUCCUUGAAACCAUUUGAUCUUUACACGAUUGGGAAUUCAGUGAAGAAGACACACCGUGUGCUGAUUGUGGAGGAGUGCAUGCGGACAGGUGGGAUCGGUGCCAGUUUGACAGCUGCUAUCACUGAGAAUUUCAUUGAUUACUUGGAUGCCCCGAUUGUUUGUCUGUCAUCACAGGAUGUGCCCACCCCAUAUGCUGGGACAUUGGAGGAAUGGACUGUGGUGCAGCCUUCACAGAUUGUGACUGCUGUUGAACAGCUUUGCCAGUAGCAAAUAUGGUCAAACAAGUUGCAGUUCCAAGUAGGGUAACCAUAGAGCUGUUACGUUCCUUUAUUUUUAUUUUCCCUUUGUAGUUCUGUUACGAAAUUGUCAUUUAAGCUUUUGUUAGCGUUUGUGUUGUUAAGACUUUGCAACUGUUGAUUGAGUUGAGGCUUUUGUCUGUGUUCUUUUCCUUCA
Molecule: messenger RNA, 1687 nt
Organism: Vitis vinifera (wine grape)
Lineage: Eukaryota; Viridiplantae; Streptophyta; Magnoliopsida; Vitales; Vitaceae
Product: pyruvate dehydrogenase E1 component subunit beta-3, chloroplastic
Exons: 4
Coding region: 284-1501 (405 amino acids)
Biological process (GO): pyruvate decarboxylation to acetyl-CoA
Molecular function (GO): pyruvate dehydrogenase (acetyl-transferring) activity
Source: RefSeq, a predicted model, not a curated record